Molecule: messenger RNA, 1216 nt
Organism: Callithrix jacchus (white-tufted-ear marmoset)
Lineage: Eukaryota; Metazoa; Chordata; Mammalia; Primates; Cebidae
Gene: C1QC
Product: complement C1q C chain
Molecular function (GO): protein binding
Source: RefSeq, a predicted model, not a curated record
GAUGUGGGAUUGGGGAGGGCAUGAGAAGGGGAGAGGGCCCAGCCCUGCUCUGGGCAAUCCUUGCUCUGACCACUCUGACACCGUAUCCUCUUGCCUGGGAGAGGGGAAGCAGAUCUGAGGACAUCUCUGUGACCAGGCUAGAAGCUGCACACCUGCAGCUCCUUCUCCGGGAUGGAUGUGGGGCAUGGCUCCCACUUUGGGCUGAACCUGCUGCUGCUCCUGCUGCUGCUGCUGCCCCUCAGGAGCCAGGCCAACACAGGCUGCUACGGGAUCCCAGGGAUGCCCGGCCUGCCCGGGGCACCAGGGAAGGAUGGGCACGAUGGACUGCCAGGGCCCAAGGGGGAGCCAGGAAUCCCAGCCAUUCCUGGGACCCGAGGACCCAAAGGGCAGAAGGGAGAACCAGGCACACCUGGCCAUCCUGGGAAAAAUGGCCCCAUGGGACCCCCUGGGAUACCUGGGGUGCCUGGCCCCAUCGGCAUCCCUGGAGAGCCAGGCGAGGAGGGCAGAUACAAGCAGAAGUACCAGUCAGUGUUCACGGUCACUCGGCAGACCUCCCAGUUCCCCGCAGCCAACGGCCUGAUUAUCUUCAACACGGCGGUCACCAACCCGCAGGGGGAUUACGACACGAGCACUGGCAAGUUCACCUGCAAGGUCCCGGGCCUCUACUACUUCGUCUACCACACGUCACAGACGGCCAACCUGUGCGUGCUGCUGUACCGCAACGGCGUCAAGGUGGUCACCUUUUGUGACCACAUGUCCAACACCAAGCAGGUCAGCUCCGGCGGAGUGCUGCUGCGGCUGCAGGUGGGCGAGGAGGUGUGGCUGGCUGUCAAUGACUACAAUGGCAUGGUGGGCAUUGAGGGCUCCGACAGCGUCUUCUCCGGCUUCCUGCUCUUCCCCGACUAGGGCGGGCAGGUGGGCUCCAGCCCCAUGGGCCAUCCACCUCCCAUAGCGUCCUGCAUGGACCCACGUUACUGGCCAGUCUGCAUCCUUACCUAGACCAUUUUCCCCACUGGAUGGACUCCUCCUCCAGGAAGCCCAUCCUGACCACUGCCCCUUCCAUGGGUUCUCUCCCUCCUCUGAACUCCUUUUGGAGUCACUGCUUGUGCAGUUCCUGUGACACUUAACCAAUACCUUUUGGUACUGCCAUUUGUUUUUUUUUUAAGUAUUGGAAGGGGUGGAGAGAUGUAUAAAUAAACAGUGAAAUCAAUAAAUA